AUGGCGACCAAGAACAGCCCUAGUAGCCCCAUGCCUAUGGACGCAGCCCGGGGGGACCCUGGGGAGGCGGCAGCCCUGCCGGGCUCUAAUGCUGCCAUCCGGGACGCGGGCUCGGCCACCCAGCUGAAGGUGAAGGCCAAGAAGGUGCGCAAGAUCAAGGCGCUCAUCAUCGACCUGGGCUCCCAGUACUGCAAGUGCGGCUACGGGGGCGAGCCGCGGCCCACCUACUUCAUCUCGUCCACUGUGGGCAAGCUCUGCCCCGAGGCCGCCCAGGCCGGCGACACCUGCAAGCAGACCUACGUGGGCCACGAGCUGCUCAACACCGAGGUGCCCCUGAAGCUGGUGAACCCGCUGCAGCGCGGCGUGGUGACCGACUGGGACAGCGUGCAGAGCAUCUGGGAGUACGUGUUCCACACGGCCAUGAAGAUCGCGCCCGAGGAGCACGCCGUGCUGCUCUCCGACCCUCCGCUCAGCCCGGUCUGCCACCGGGAGAAGUACGCCGAGCUGCUGUUCGAGGCCUUCGCCAUCCCCGCCAUGCACGUGACCUCGCAGUCGCUGCUGUCCAUCUACUCGUAUGGCAAGACCUCGGGGCUGGUGGUGGAGAGCGGCCACGGCGUGUCGCACGUAGUGCCCGUCUCGGACGGCGACGUGCUGCCCGGCCUGACCCUGCGCGCCGACUACGCGGGCGCCGACCUCACCGCCUACCUGAUGCAGCUGCUCAACGAGGCCGGACACAAGUUCACGGAGGACCACCUGCACAUCAUCGAGCACAUCAAGAAGAAGUGCUGCUACUCGGCCCUGCUCCCCGAGGAGGAGCUGCAGCUGCCCCAGGAGGAGCAGCGUGUGGACUACGAGCUCCCGGACGGCAAGCUCAUCAGCAUCGGCCAGGAGCGCUUCCGGUGCUCGGAGAUGCUCUUCCGGCCCUCCCUGGUGGGCUGCGGCCAGCCUGGCCUGCCCGCGCUCACCGCCGCCUGCCUGAGCCAGUGCCAGGAGGCCGGCUUCCGGGAGGAGAUGGCCGCCAACGUGCUGCUGUGCGGCGGCUGCACCAUGCUCGACGGCUUCCCCGAGCGCUUCCAGAGGGAUCUGAACCUCCUCUGCCCCGGCGACAACCUCACCGUGUCGGCGGCUCCCGAGAGGAAGACCUCGGUGUGGACCGGAGGCUCCAUCCUGGCCUCCCUGCAGGCCUUCCAGCAGCUCUGGGUCAGUAAGGAGGAGUUCCUGGAGCGAGGCAGCGCCGCCAUCUACAGCAAGUGCUGA
Molecule: messenger RNA, 1257 nt
Organism: Elephantulus edwardii (Cape elephant shrew)
Lineage: Eukaryota; Metazoa; Chordata; Mammalia; Macroscelidea; Macroscelididae
Gene: ACTL7B
Product: actin-like 7B
Exons: 1
Coding region: 1-1257 (418 amino acids)
Cellular component (GO): cytoplasm; nucleus
Source: RefSeq, a predicted model, not a curated record